AUGCUUCAAGUUACCGAUUUGAAGCUUUCCUUGGGCUCUCGACAUUCUCUACCCUCCUAUCCCAAUGUGACCAUCUCAACUUUCUCUCGGCCUUGUUCAUGCAUUUCCUGCUAUGCCCAUCAUGUUGAUAUCUCGCAAAUGACCAGCUAUUGUGUGAUCACCGUGGAGCAUCGAAUUGCUAAGGAGUUUUUACUGAUGGCGAUUACCGCCAACAAGAUCCUCCUCAUCUCAACCGACCUUCUUCCCCAGUCCGCCCAAAAGGAGAGUGGCUCAUGUGGCUCAAAUGGCUCAGGCGGCCCAAGGAGUCCGAAGUUAUUUACAAAGCUACCAACAACAGGCACCGAAGGAUUAAAAUCCCAAGGCCGCUAUCUCCAUCUUGCAAUGACGAUCGAAUGGAUAACUCCCGACGAUGACAAUGUGCCCCUGCUGCCAACCCCCCGGGCCCCCCGCUAUUACACACUGCCAGGCAGGGGGAUCUCCGCAUCGGGGACACCGAGCCGGAAUCCUCAGUCUCCCAAGGCAGCGACCAAUGCUUGUCCAGGUUAUGCGGGCGGACGGGUUACACCAAGGAGUCGUCCUCCGGGCAUCUGCGACAUCUCCAAUGGCAUCGAAGCCGGUUCCUUCUGGCCAGUCAUCUUUCAAGGUGCUUCGCUAGUUACACACAUGGUACCGUGA
This is a messenger RNA of Neurospora tetrasperma FGSC 2508, 675 nucleotides long. RefSeq lists its product as uncharacterized. The transcript has 5 exons. NCBI's taxonomy places the organism in Eukaryota, Fungi, Ascomycota, Sordariomycetes, Sordariales, Sordariaceae. The record is from RefSeq and is a predicted model, not a curated record. The coding region runs from base 1 to 675 and encodes 224 amino acids.